Rangifer tarandus platyrhynchus (Svalbard reindeer) is the source of this 231-nucleotide messenger RNA. The record is from the annotation of a GenBank genome assembly. Lineage: Eukaryota; Metazoa; Chordata; Mammalia; Artiodactyla; Cervidae.
AUGCCGACGCCGUCGCGUCGCGGUACGUGGUUGCAAGCGGCGCGCAGCGCAAAAUUGGAAGUUGCGGCGACGUCUCAGGAGUACUCGUCUACAUGUCAGCCGCCCGCGGAUUGCUUCGCCACGCACGCAAGCCGGCAGCUGCAGGGCGACGAACUCUCCGUCGGCCACGUGAGGCGCGUUAUCGCGUCUCGCAAGUCUCCACAGCUGGCGGACGGACGCUUCGAGUUGUGA